AUGGAUAGCAUUAGAGAAAGACUUUUACAAUUGGACUAGCAAGCCUAACAAUUCUAACAAUAAAAUAAAUACUUAGAAGCUUUGAAUGUUUUUGAGGAGAUGCUGAUGAUAAAGAAGUCUGCAUAUGGUGAGGAUUCUGAAGAAUAUUUCAAAACUAGUGAUAAAUUGUGUGAAUUAUGUAACUUAAUAGCUAUGAUUUUCUUACAAAAAGAAAAAUUCGAUGCUUCAUUAGAGUUUUUAAAGAAGGCAGACCUAUUAGCAUAAUCUAGUACUAGAUAUAAAGCGAUAACCUACAACAAUUUGGCUUGUUUCUACAGAAGAAAUGGGAAACUCAGAAGUGCUCUGUAAUAUUUGUAAUAAGCAUUGGAAAUAGAAAUUAGACAGGAAGCCGCACCAUCUUUGGCUGACACCCAUUUAAAUAUGUGUGCUGUCCUAUCAUAAUUAAAUAGAGUAAGGAAUGUUAUAUAAUAGCACGCUGAUGCAUUGGAACAUGCCACGAUAGAUUAACGACACCUCUCCAGCUAUAAAUAUUAAAAGGGGUUCAUGUAAAAUAUUAAGGAGGGGUAAAAAUAUUUAAAGGGGGGUUCGCAAAAAUAUUAUUUAGGGGGGGAUAAAAUGUUCGAAGUGUGA
Molecule: messenger RNA, 630 nt
Organism: Paramecium tetraurelia
Lineage: Eukaryota; Ciliophora; Oligohymenophorea; Peniculida; Parameciidae
Exons: 2
Molecular function (GO): protein binding
Source: RefSeq, a predicted model, not a curated record